AUGAAGAGCUAUGCGCCGAAUGUUAUGCGUACCAGUGGCAGCAGGUAUGCAUCCGUUGCAGAGGCUGCCGCGCAACAAAACCCUCAGGCGGUCGUCGAGAUGCUGUCGCAGGGAUACAAAGCAGAGGAUCAGGACUCUGACGGCAACACAGCUCUCCACUAUGCUGUGUGGUUCAGGCUAGACUCACUCCUCACCCCGUUACUGGAAAGAGGGGCGCGACCUGACAUUCCCAAUAAUUCCGGAGAAUGUGCAGUACAUUGGGCUGCGAACUCUUCCAAUGUCAUAGCUUUGGAUGCGAUGACCAGGGCCAACCGAGCUCUCCUCUCGAUCCGCGACUGUGAUGGCUUCACUGCCUUCCUGCUGUCCGCACAGUCUGACAACAGCCCCGUGAUGGAGUGGCUGUACCUCAAAGGCGUCAGCUUGGAAGAGCAGGAUGACUGCGGCAGAACUGCCCUGCUAUGGGCAUGCCGCAAGGGGAACAAGAAGACAGUCCAGUGGUUGCUCUCGCGAUCUGCGAGCAUUGCUCACCGAGACCGAGAAGGCAUGACUGCACUUCACCAGGCGGCCCUGCAAGGACACACGCUUGUCGCAGAAAUGCUCAUGGAAGUCGGGGCGGUGCACCUCUUAGACGUCCCAGAUAGCUCUGGCGAGACCCCGAUUCAACUCGCAAUGCGGAAGGGGAAGAGGCACUUGGUGCUUGACUUCCACAAGUGCCAGGUCUUCAACUUUCUGUUUGGCCGGCCCUACCUCUUCCAGACGAACUACGCAGGUCUCUUCCUCUGCUUCGUUGUCUAUAACAUCAUCGUUUUUGCUUUUGUCGUAGCACCGGGAAUUGCGGCUAGAAACCCUGAAGCCGUCAUGAUUUGGUCGAUGCUUAUGGGUUUGUCACUGCUGCUCUGGGUGCGAUGCCUCUUUUCGGAUCCCGGCUGGCUUCAGCCGCGCACCAUACAGUCCCAGACUCACCUGCUGGGCAAAGAUCCAGCAAGGACUUUUGAUGUGGAUCAGCCGAUCGAGUCGCAGAUGGCUCACUGCGACAGCCUUCUUCAGCAGCUGACCUGCACGUGCGACGGCGAGGUCCCGCAGCUCACGAAGCUGGAGCUAGAGCAGAACAAGUACAACUAUCAGCGGCACCUCCUCCAAGAAGCACGGAAACGAUUAAAGGAAGGCUGUGGCCUAAGCGAUCCUCGAAGCCCAGCCUUGGGCGAAUCGCAGCCCUUGAUCGCCUCAAGCUUCAAUGAUGGCGGCUCCCGGCAGGCCCAGUUGGACCGAGCAACUGUGGCCCUGCACGAGCGUGAACGUGCUGCAGUAGAGAAUCUGGGCCGCGCAAGAGUGGAACACUUGCUUUCACAAGGAUCUGGUGAGUAUCUGACCUUGGUGGAUAAGGGCGACUUCAAGAAGGUGUGCAUCAUCUGCCGCGCGGUGCGCACAUUUCGCUCCCACCACUGCAAAGAGCAAGGUCGAUGCGUCGAGCGAAUGGACCAUCACUGUCCUUGGAUAGACAACAGCGUUGGUUUGGGCAAUCAAAGAUCAUUCUUCUUGUUCAUCACCGUGCUUCUUUUCGCCCUCCUCUACUUCUACUACACAGUCUUUCUUUAUGCAUUCGACACGGUUUUUCCAGAGAUCUCUCGAGGCUCCUUCGCUGAGCUUUUGCAACGCCUGACAAGUGGAUCCUUUGGGGCAGAGUUGCAAGCACUUCUGGUUCUGGUUACGGCUGUUUUUGACGCAGUUUGGGUUUGCUUCGUCGGAAUGCUGGUGGUCAGAACCACUGCCAACAUGAUGGUGAACCUAACUGCCUACGAAGUUUUGGUCAGACCCAGCCAUGUGCUGCGACGCUUUCCCAAAACUCGAGGAGAGUAUUGGUACCUCCAGGAUUUCGGAAUCAGAUCUGCUUUGUACAACUCGAUUCGCUUCUGGACAUUAGACGGCAGUGGUGAUGCGGCGGCUUUCCGUAGAAGUCAAGAGGUGCAUGGCAAGCCUUCUCACUUCAUGGAAGAGCCUUGA
Symbiodinium necroappetens is the source of this 2001-nucleotide messenger RNA. Lineage: Eukaryota; Dinophyceae; Suessiales; Symbiodiniaceae. The record is from the annotation of a GenBank genome assembly.